UUAACCUCGACCCUAGUCAUUACAACAUGCAUUUCUACCUAUGCACCUCUAUUUUCUACAUGGUAACACAUAAGUGUGGGGGUGUAUAGAGUUGGACCUAAGGAUGGAUUUAGUCAUUUCAAUUGACCAAGUAAGUUGCUAAUGGUUUGUUUGGACAUGUUUUGUGAUUUUCUAUUAUGGGGACAAUCCAACCGAAGGUAAGAGUUUCAUUCCUCUUAGCACUAAGCAACGAAGAAAUCAGAACCGCCCUUGAAGAAAAGAACCAUAAGUCUCGAAAGAAGAACCAUGACCUCUAAUCGAGGAGGAACCACAAAAAGCACAACAAAGCAACCAGUGGAGGCCUCUAUAGACUUUGACGGGCCAUACUCACAAAAAAGAGCCUCCAAAGGGUAACUACCAUACGCUUCAUCUAUACAUCAAAGGCAACAUGGCAUUGAGGGCCAAUCUAUCUUUUCUUUCUUUUUCUUUUUAAAAAAUUAAUAUGUGUAAUAACAUAUAUGUUUGUGGUAGUUUAGCUAAUAUAUUUUUCUGUUUAACACUUUCUUCCUCUCUUGUGUGUAUGCUUGAAUGUCAAAUCUCUAGAUCUAUGAAGACCUACGCUUGUGCAUCCCUCUCAACCCACAAACCCCUAUGGUAACAUCUCUUGAACCCUACCUAUAACUCCCACGUUGAGGACAAUGUGUCUUAAGUGUGGGGGGAUACAUUUCUUACGUUAAAAGUUCUUGAUGAAUGUGUCAUAGUUGGUAGUAGCCUCCCUAUGAUUAUGAAUAUAAGACAGCGAUGAUUGUGUUGGAGUGUUUGCUAUCCAUUAGUUGAGUUUUGUGAUGUUGAAUUGCUUAGAAUUAAUGUUUGGAACCUUGAUGAUAUACCCAAAAAAAUUCAAAUUUAAGGGUUCCAAACAUCUUGUCCCUAGCAUCUACCUCCUCAGUGUCCUUUGAAUUGCUAGAUAGUUGAUAUGAUGUGUUUUAUAGGGAGUAGUUUGCAUUUACAAGAGCUCUUUGUGUAUGAGAGGUUUUACUCCUAUCUUCCUCUUUGGUGAGUUGAUAAUGUUUGCUACUUAGGUAAAGACGUGUGUGGGACUUUAUACCUAUUUUGGACUAAAAAAACGUUUGCAAAAUGUGCUCAACUAUGAAAAAAAUCUUUUGAAAUUUGAGGUUGUCAUGUGAGAGGCAACCGGACAUAGUGUUUGAGUUGAGUCGUGGAAGGGCUCUUCUCUUAGUCCAGAGUGCUAGUUGAGGAUGUGUUUAGGGUUCGUAUAGCUUUACCACAUCCCGAUCAUCUUUUACUACCUUCCAGGCCCCGAACACCUCUCCUCCUUAUGGGCUCAUAGGGCAAGGUACAAAGCACCUUUUAGUGAGUCACGAGACCUCGGCUCUCGUUUGCACCCGAAAUGUGUGGCAAACCGUUUAUCAUUGAGACGUGGAUUUCAAUCUGGGAACUAGUCCUCGGGCAAUGAAUCUGAACAUCAAGUUCCUCAGAUGGGGCCUUGAUAGAGAAGGCAAUGUUCCUUUCGUUCUUGAUCAUGAAGGAGAGAUACCUAUUCGCAGAAUUGCAAAUGCUUGGUGCCAAAUGCGGCGAAAGUUUUAAAAUGAGACUCAAAAUUAUAACUCCUACCUUGAAAAGAAAGAAUAAAGACCACCUUCAAAAAGUUCAUAGCUUUAAUUGUUUUUGAGAGUCCCCCGUGCACACUUUGAAUGUCUAAACCUACUUAGUCGACAUGGUCCUCAUCCGAGAGUUUGUGUUUUCAAAGUGAGAUGGGAGUAACAUUCACUCGACCCUGAUUAUUCUAACCAGUUCAAAGAAUAACUAUAAAUCAUAGCAGUUGAUUGUUUAUCAAGUUGUACUUGUUAUAAUAUGUUUGCUUAGGGACAAACAAACACAUAAGUGUGGGGGAGUUGAUAACACCCAAUAUGAUGUUAUUUAAAACCCAUAUUUAGGUUUGUUUUGCAUCAUUUCAUGGUCUUCACGGUCUAUAUAUUGUCAAAUAUACCAUUUAUUCGCACAUCAGAGAAAAUAUUAGCAUUUUAGGGUGUAUAAAAAAAUAUGAAUCUCUUAGGCAAAAAAAGGUCAUAAGUGUAGAAAAAGGGGCCAAAAUGGAGUACGCAAUUGAAGGAGUGAAGAUCACGGUCGAGAUGUAGGGGGUGCGAGGUAGAGCAUGAAGAUCGCAGCCUUCGACCGUGACUCAUGGAUCGCUACCAUGAAUUCAAGCGGGGAUCUCCAAAUCCAGACAAGAUCAAAGUUGCUGAAGUGAAGCCCAAACUGCGACCUCUGUCCCUCAGAUCAUGGCCGCAAUCUCCUACCUAGUGCCCGUGAACAUGCUUGUGUCCUCAAAAUUAUUUAAAUAGAGACUCCUCCCCUUGAGAAGAUAGCUGUUGGCAGAUUUUUUAUUCUAGAGUGAGAAAGUAGAGAGAAAAGCUGAAGGAAGAAGAAGACGAAGAAGAAGAAGAAGAAGAAGAAGAAGAAGAAGAAGAAGAAGAAGAGGAGGAGGAGUCAAAGAGAAAUAUAGCUCUCCUCAAUUCAAAUCUUCCUCUAUUUCUCUACAUGUAUCUUCAUCCCUCCUUUAUGGAGUAUUCCUCUAAGAUACUAGGGGUUAAAACACCCCAACCCUAGAACUAAGUUUUGGGUGUUUUAGGGUUAGACUAGAUUUGGAUGUCUUAAGUUCUUUUGAGUGAAUGAGGUGACCAAACACCUGCUAGAGGAAUGACUUCCCAAGACAAAGCUAGAGAUUAUGCAAGAGUCAUCGAUCCAUCGCUUUAGUGUGCAUGAUAGGUUGAACCUAUUGAGAGGAAAUAACGGUCCUUCCUUAAUACGUCAGCUUUGACUGAGGUGAUAAUGGGUCUCUGGGAGCGUACUAGGAGGAGGCGUAGUAAUCAUUGAAGCUCAGUUGAGCGAGUUCCCACCUUAUCCUGUAAACCCAACAUAGUUAGCCAUUUGCAUGACAAACCUAGGUUUAGGGCGAGGGAGUUACCCCGAAGUACCUCUUCUCUUUCAUUGAUCUCUAGGUCAGUAAUCGUCAACUGCCCACGUGCUAUGUAAUGGGCUGACUAGAUAAUGAUCGAGCCUAAGUAGUCCAGGAUAUUUUGACCCUUGGAAUACGACUUUGGUAACUACUAUACUACUUCUCCGAUCUAGGGUGCACUUGGUUCGUCGCUUUCUCUCCAGAAUAUGGAAGUAGAAACCAAAUUCGCAUUAAAACUCUUCUCCCCCUUGAAAUAUGAUCUCCUUCUCCUUUUAUACCUGAUAGUGCACGUUUCACGGUAAACCUUCACACCCAUGAAGUGUUCAGUGAAACCAUGGUCUUAGCGCAAAACACAUCGUUUCAAUUACACACUUCACGCCUUGAGCCAAUGAUCCUUGCACUACUGGCGAGACUUCCGAAAGCCCUUGGACUUUGUGUCUUCACAAUUUUGAUGCAUACUUCACGGUCUCCUACCGAUGAUAAUCUCCUUUAAACCGUUAUCCAUGCAACUUUGUCCCAUUUUCAAUCCCUUUCGUCCGACUUUCGAUCUUUUUGCUCAUUUCACCUACUAUAGCCUAAAGCAUAUUACAACAUUCCAAAACCUAGCGUAAAAUGACUCUAAAAACUAUACUAUACAAUUCAAACGACAAAACUAAAAUAGUAAAAAUAUGUAUAGAAUGACUCAAAUCACUAACAAAAAAAGUGUUAGGAUUUGUAUAAAGUUUGUGGUAAAUGGUAGGGCUGGGAAUCUAGACCAAACUGUAUGGGGAACCGCAGUCUAGACCGUAUUGUAUGAUUUGGUCUGGAUCGUGAGACCAGAAUUAUGGUAUGGUCUGGUUUGUGUUCUCUUCUUUUAGGGUGUGGUCUGAAGUGGUCUGGAUUGCGGUCUAUCGUAGUAAACCGUAACAGACCGUGACACACUAUCUACUUACUUAGAUCAAAAUAACACCAAAAUUAAACCUCCAUUUAUGUAUUUGAAGAACAAAUUUAGUUGAUUAUUCAUCUAGUUAUGUGCUAAUAGUUUUCCCACAUGAUUGCUUAUCCGUUAUCUCCUUAUCAAAGAACCACACAAAAACCAGAAAAAUUCAUAGAUAAUAUUCACCAACAAUGUCUAGACUAUGUAGUUGAUAAAACAUAAACACCAGAAAUCAUUCAUUCUCCUUGAUGAGAUAAACGACCAUCUUAGUGGUUCAAAACGACCUCGACGUAAUCACGAAUGUGAUUGAAUACGAGAACCUUCGGAUCACCCGAGAGAGGGAGAGAUGCGGUAGCACAAAGAGGAAGAGAAUAAGAGUGAAUUUUUUUUAACAUGGUCUGCGUGGUUCAAAACGUAGUGGAUCGCACCGCACAAGCGUGGUCUUGUCUGAACAUCUAUAAUAUAUGAUCUGGUCCAUAGUUUGUGUUCCAGGUUUCAAUCUCUCAAUCUAGACCGUCUGGUCCGGACCGCACCAUUUCCCACCCCUAGUAAAUGGCAAUAUCGGGAUUGUUUGGUUUUGGUGAUACUUAGGGUCGUUUGGUUUUGGUGAUAGUUUGGUUGGGAUAGUUACAAUGCAUCGUUUUUUUUUUAAUUUUAUGGACAAAUAAUACAUGCAAUGUUUGCUUGAUGUGACACAAACUAUCACUCAAAUUGAGUGAUAGUUAAAUCUCAAGUUUUGGUUGAGAUUGUUGUGUUUUUUUUUCUUCCAACUAUGUCCUUACCUUUUUAUGUGUGUUGCUUUUUUAUAAUAAAAACAGAAGAAUACAAAUGACAUUUCACCCAUAAAGUAAUAUAAUUUAUUUAAACAUUACAAUAAUUAUCACAGAAACCAAACAAUGUAAACUAAAAUACACCAAUUUUCUUAUAUACAUGUAAACCCCAAAUUGUAAACCUAACCCUAACCCUAAAUCUCUAAACUUUAAAUCUUUCAAAUUAAAGUAAAUCUUCAAUGGUUUUUGUGCAAAUUCAUGUGUGUUAUUGUUCAUCACAUCAUAAGUGAUGAUUGACAUCAUUUUGACAUAAAUCGCAUGUUUAAAGUGACAAUUAUGAAACGAGUGCACGGAAUGCAACAAAAAAAAGUUACUGCACCGAAGACGCCACCAUUAUAUAUAUAUAUAUAUGGUUCAUACUAGUGUUUGUCAUAUAUAUAUAUAGAGGGAUAUACUUGGAACAAAAAAAUGAACUCAACAAUCUCCUCAAAACUAUCUCAACAAUCUCAAGUUUACAUCACAUCAAGCAAACAAUACGUUUGUGUAGAAAAUUAAAAAAAAAAAACAAUGCAUUAGUAUUGUAAGCAAGGACCAGGAUACCGGACCGACCAGUCGGACCGGGAAAAUCGAAAACCGGAGGUAAAACGGCACAAUAGUGCCUGUGUACCCUCUAAAAUCCUGCCGGGCGGUAUUUGCGGUUGGACCGCAAUGGGCCAAAAUUUCGGCCGGUUUUAUUAAAACCGGGGGUCCCUUCAUUUAAACCAAACGGCGCCGUUGUGACACCGUUAAAAAAAAAAAGGAAGAGAAGCAGACUAGCAGAGACGAAACCUACCUUCGGCUGGCCAUUGCUAGGAGCGCUCUUCUCUCUACACUCUCGUCUCCCCGCGCCGCUCUGCCUCUCGAACUCAUUUCCACUUUUUCAGACCAGAAAUCAAACACCACCGGCGACUCGUCAUCCCCAGCAACCAAAGACAUCGCCGUUCACAGUCGCGCCGCGCUGGAGGAGAAAGAGGAGCUUCGUUGGUCGUUCCCAGCCGCGCCGUGCCGGACAAAGAGGAGAUUCGUUCGUCUUUUCCGGCCGCGAUACCUUCUACACACUGAGAUUAGAGGUAGUGUUUGUUUUCCCGACCGCGAUCCCCAUUUACUGCUCUCUCAUACAUUACUUUGCCAUUGCUAAUAGCAAACACCGAGCAAGUACUCGACAGUUUCUUGGAGCAGUACUUGGCUAUGGUGAUCGUAGAACGGAUUGUGUGAUUUCUCUUAGAAGUCCCAACAACGAUUUUAGAUGCACUAUUUACUUUCGCCUCCCUCACAAGAACUCUCUUUACGGAGUCACCCCUGCAUACUUUAAGCUUCAAAUCCACCUGAAAUCCAACAUUUUCCCAGAUAAUUCACCCAGAAAUAUCAUGAAAUAGUCAAUUUGAUUAGGGAGAGCAAUGAAGAUCUGUAGUUUUUGAACAUUAAAGUUUAAACUUGUGGUUUGUGAACAUUAAGUUUGUGGUUUUGUACUAGUUUCUAAAAAUGUAUUUGGAUGAUUAUGAGGUUUAUUAGGUAUUGAAAUUUCGCACUUUGUUGAAUGUUACCUAAGCUUAUUUACUCUUUUACAGUUUCUUAGGCGGUAUAAUCCGGUUUUAUUCCGGUAUUUUCCCGGUAUGGUACCUUAAUUUUGCCGGUAUGGUUUUUUAACAAAAAAAUAAUAAUUUUUUUAUUACAAAAACGGUAUUUACCGGUAGGAAACGGUUGAACCAUGAUUGUACCACAAUUUACCAUGUCAAAGACGAUUCCGGUUUGAUGUCCGGUACGGUUUCGUAAUCCAUGAUUAUAAGUUACAAUUUGUAACUAUCCAAAACAAACAAUCACCAAAACCAAACCAACCAAUUGUUCCAUUAAUCAACCCGAAAAUCCGAUGCCCCCUUUCAAGUCCGACACUCUGUCGGUGAACGUCAACUGACUACCAAAUACCCCCAUCUCUUUCCCUCUCCCUCUCUCUCUCUCUCAACCGGGAUCCUAUCCCCGGCGAAGAAUUUGCCGGAAUGUCAGGUCCUGCCGGCCAGGUACUGCUUGUUCUUCCUCGCUUCCCUUCUCCGGCGCCUCCGCCUUUGUCUCGUCUCGUUUGCCCACAAUCUCUCUGUUCUGUUUUUUCGGCUUCUUUCACUUUCAUGUCAGUUGCUCUUUUUCUUAUUCUCUGAAUCGUUCUGUUCAAUCUUCUGGACUAGACAGUUGGCUUCUUCUUCCUCCUCCUCCUCCCUUUUUCUUGUCCUCUCAUCUGAGCUCUCUGCUUUUGGCCUCUGCUUUCUCUUCCGAUCUCUUCCCCCAUUGUCUUUUGCCCCACUUUUUGCUUGUUUUUUCGCCUCUUUCGGAAUCACUGGUACAUGUAUCCUCUUUCACUCGGAAUCUAAUUUUCACUCAGUGGAUUUUGGGGUGCAAUGCGGCAGACUUUUUCCUGCUGCCGUUUCUACUUAUCUCCAACCUCUAACCUUGUAUGCCUUUUGAUGCCUAGUUGCGUUAGUUGCCCGUCUCUCUCUUCGUUACGGCUCAAGAUGCUCCUUUCACUGUUUUUGUCUGCUUUUGCCACUUCUUGAGCUAAUUUGAUUUGGGGUCUGGUUUUCAAUCAGGGCCAUCACUGAACAGAUGAUGUGAAAUGUUAUCGAAGAAUAUCGCCGAUUACUGGGUUAUGCAGUAAGUAUCGUCUUCAUUAAUUCUCCCUUUCUCUAUUCCUUUCUUUAUCCAGGGACCAAGGUCUUUGUUCUGAUUUUGAUUAUGCUGUUUUCUUUUCAAGCUUCCCCUUUUCUUUCUUUCUGUCUCGCUCCCGACCUUUCUCUCCGCUGAUUCAGCUAGAUUUCAUUCGGAAUCGGUAACUUUCACCUCUCAAAUUUGUGGGUUUUACUUAAAAAAUCAAUUCAAAAUGGCUAACAUCGGACAUCGGUUGCUCAAUUGAUUUCAACCCUAUGUGCAGUUUGGCGGCUUUUUCCUUUUGUGUAUUUGCAUUUCUUCUCUGUUUACCUUACCUUCGUCUCUGGUGCUGGUCCUCUUUAGUGGGUUACUUGAGAAAGCUUGGAGUAAUUAAUUGUCUCGACCUGUACCAAAACAGGUGCUGAGAUGAAUCGGGUACAGAAUACCAAGUCACAAUCCUUAGAGAAGCAUUUCCCUGGAUGCUUGGGCAGAAUGGUGAAUCUUUUUGAUAUAGCGAAUAGUGUGAAUGGAAACAGGCUGCUGAUCAAUAAACCGCACAAUGGUUCUCCACUGGCAAGGAGUCAAUCCGACGUAGUGAGGAUGAUGGGUGCACCAUUUGGUGAUCAGAUCGAGGACAAAAUGAUUGUGUCGGAGUUUGAGAGAUGCUCCUCAAAUAAAAAGGCAAGUGGAACACCAAUGAAAACCCUUAUAGCUCAAGAGUUGUCUAGAGAAGUAGAAGGCAAACAAAAGCCACCAAAUCUUGUUGCUAAGUUGAUGGGACUCGACGCCCUUCCACAUCAGCAGCCUGGCUCGGGCGCACAAAGAAAUCACACAAAGGGUUUCUCAAGUCGGUCACUGAGCCACUCGGGAAUUCUACUGGAAUGUCAGGCAUCAGAUCAGAAUUUUACGGACAAGGAAAUGCAUUGUGCGGUCCACCGUUUUCCUGAACAGAAUGACAGCAAAGAUACGACAUAUGCACUGUGGCAGCAGUCUCUGACCAAAAAGCUCAGAGGUGGCUCACCCCAGAAGAGAAGGCCAGAUGGAGAUUUGAAUGACAGAAAGAUGGCUCUCAUUCGACAGAAAUUCAUGGAACUCAAAUUGCUGGCUACUGAUGAAAAGGGCCGUAGGUCCAAAGAAUUUCAAGAAGCAUUGGACAUCUUAAGCUCCAGCAGAGAUUUAUUGCUCAAGUUUUUCCAGGAACCAAAUUCAUUGUUCUCUCAACAUAUCUAUGAUAUGCUGGCUGUUCGUCCACCUCCUGAGACAAAGCGCAUAACUGUUCUUAGACCGUCUUCUAAGGUGGCUGAUUGUGAUAAAAUUGCAGGGUUAGAAAAGAAGGGUAAUAAGAAGACCACAGAACCUGCCCAGAUGAAUCAGGCCACUGCUGCAUGGGACAGCAAUAACUCUGGAUGCUCUCCUACAUUUUCAAAUGAUGAGUAUUCUUGUACUCAACCAACCAGGAUUGUAGUUCUAAAGCCUAGCCCAUCUAGGACUUAUGAUAUUAAAGCCGUGAUUUCACCGCCAUCGCCAACACUAAUGGGAGAAGAGCUUAAUGGUGAAGCUGAAGAUCACGUGUCACAAGAAUCCAGAGAUGUUGCAAGUGAGAUCACAAUGCAGAUGUGCGGAAAUCUGAUGGGUCAUCGGCAGGAUGAAACACUCUUGUCAUCUGAUGUAUUCUCAAAUGGCUACACUGGCGAUGACAGUUCAUUCAACAAAUCAGAAAUUGAGGACCCAACUGAACACCUUAGUGAUUCAGAAGUAGCAUCUCCUACUUCAAGACAUUCAUGGGAUUAUGUUAAUAGGUUUGGCAGCCCAUACUCUUCCUCAUCUUUCAGUCGUGCAUCCUGCUCUCCAGAGUCAUCUGUUUGCAGAGAAGCAAAGAAGCGGCUUUCUGAAAGAUGGGCCAUGAUGACCUCAAAUAUGAGUUUGCAGCAGCAGGACAACGUACGAAGAAGUUCAAGCACUUUGGGUGAGAUGCUUGCUCUGUCUGAUCCAAAGAAGCCAGUGGUGUGUAAGGAAGAGCCUGAAAACAAUGAACAAGAGCUUGAGGCAUCAACUUCCUCUUUAGCUUGUAACCAAACUAGGGAGGACGAUGGCGACCAGUCUCCUGGAAUUCUUCUGAGGUCUAAAUCUCUUCCUGUCUCGUCUUCAAUAUAUGGUGUCCGACUGAAUGUUGAAAUUUCUAAUUCCGAGGCUGUCAAAGCUGAAGUCCCCAAGGAGUUGACCAAGACAAAGAGAAUGAAAUCAUCUUUAAAAGGAAAAGUUUCCAGCUUAUUUUUCUCGAAGAACAAGAAACCAAAAGAUAGCAACAGCGCAUCUCAAUCUGUCACCGCAGAUGUGCCAUUGCCUCGUCCUGGAGAAACUGGCAGCUAUCGAUCUUCAUGCAUUGACAAAAAUGGCACGGAAGAGUGUUGCUCUCCCAAUUUGGAUGGAUCAUGUGAGAGUUUGAAACAAGGCGUUGCUUUUCAUGAGGGAGUUCUGACAGUUGCUAAGCCAGAAAUCGCAGGGAGUAUGAGGGAGAACCAAGACCAGCCCAGCCCAAUCUCAGUAUUGGAAGCACCAUUUGACGAGGAUGAGCUCAAUAUUGGGGAGCUUUGUGCUAGCAUAAAGCUAGACCGACGGGGACCAGAACUACUAUCCAAGUCUAACUUAAUCGACAAGUCACCACCGAUCGCUCGGACGCUUUCUUGGGACGAUUCCUCGUGUACAGACACUAUUGCAUCAACAUCGUCAUCAUCAUCUUUAUCAUCCUACUCACUGAAACGCUUAAGCGCGGAGGAAGAAGAAAGGGACUUGCUUUCCUUCAUGGACACGCUACUGUCAGUAGCUGGCUUGGGUGGGCAUUCGCAGAUGGAAAUGGAGGACUCAAAUUUCCCAAGGCGGCAUUCGCAGCAGAACCCGUUAGACCCAUCGCUGAGAGACAAGCUUGCCAGCCAGACGGAUAAGGAAGUUGCUGUGGUGCAUGAAGCAACGAGGAGACAGAUAAGAUCGAGCAGGAAGCUUUUGUUUGACUGUCUCAAUUUGGCACUCAGUGACGUUAUUAUUAUCACAACUAGUAAUGGGCCAGACAGUAGUAGCAAGGUGGCAUGGCGGGGAUGCCGUGGUGGGCCCACUACUGCGAAGGUUGAGCCACCACCGGCCAUGGAGGCGGUGGAGCAUGUGUUGGGCCGGUUGAGGGAGUGGGUGAGGAGGGAGAAGGAAGGCGACGGCGGGGCCAUUGUGGUGGAGAGCGUGAUGAGGAAGGAGGUGGCGGGAAAAGGGUGGAUGGAUGGGCUGGCGGCGGAGGUGGAGAGUGUAGGGAAGGAAAUACAAGGGAAGUUGCUGGAAGAGCUGGUGGAGGAGGCGGUGGUUGACCUGACGACAGCUGGUUAGGUGUCAGGCGGUGAUUGUAUGAAUGAUAAUGAGGUUUCUUCUGCGUAAAUUUCCUCCUCUCUUUUUUUUGGUGGGGCUGUUGAUUUUUUAAUAUAUAUGUUCACCUGUUCUCUGUGUAUUCAUUUGUAUUAUUUUUUAUUCUGGGGAGAUGGGGGGAAAAAAAGGUAAAGAAGAGGGGGAAGUAGAUAAGAGAUGGUCCUGGUGACUGGCUGGCAGCUAUUAAUGUAAUACUGUCGCAUACUUAGUUACUUACUGCCCUGAAAAAAAAUUUAGGGUGUGG
Molecule: messenger RNA, 10967 nt
Organism: Linum trigynum
Lineage: Eukaryota; Viridiplantae; Streptophyta; Magnoliopsida; Malpighiales; Linaceae
Source: the annotation of a GenBank genome assembly